Camellia sinensis is the source of this 1515-nucleotide messenger RNA. The record is from RefSeq and is a predicted model, not a curated record. Lineage: Eukaryota; Viridiplantae; Streptophyta; Magnoliopsida; Ericales; Theaceae.
AUGGAUAAAGCCAAACUGUUCUUUGAUACUACCCCUGAACAACUUGUGGGAUUAGUCUUCCCAGGUGGUGUCGUGCUAACCCUAACCUUUUCUGACAAAGAAUUUCCACCGGAAGGCUCAGCUCACAACAAACCCCUGUACAUAUCUGUUGAAUGCAAGGAAAAAUGGGUACCAGUGGUGUUGGUUGACACCGGUUCAGCUAUCAAUGUUUGUCCUUCCCGCAUAGCUUAUGCCAUCGGCCUUAGACCAAUAGACUUUGUGCCCAUAGCCCAAGUAAUUCAGGCAUAUGACAAUACGAGUAGAGAGGUUAUGGACACGAUAGUGAUACCGAGGAAAAGGCUGGACCAAGUACUGAAGGAACAAAGCAUGGAAAAUGACUCGGACAACAGCAAGCUUGGAGUAAGGGCAGCAUUGAAAAGGUUUAACUUUACGCAGAGCGAAUACGGUGGCAGUGCUGCCGCCGUAGUCGUUCUGCUGUGUUUACCGCUCGCGGUAGUUAUAAAAGAAGAGUAUAGUAUUUGGAAGAGCAAAAAAGAAGCCCAACUCCAACUCCAACUCCAACCACCAUCCAUUGAUUUGAAAAUCGUAACCGAAAAUCAAAAUACAGAAACAAUUUUGCCACCAUCGGCGACCAGUAAUGGUGGUGAAGAAGUACUAGUACUACCAACAUCACAAAAACAGGCUGAUUCUGAUUCAGUUUCCUGUUGGAGAACCAUAUUCCAGCCACCGAACAGAGGCGAUGACUACACAAUCCUCCAAGCGCUCUUCAGCAUCGACAUGCUGAUCCUCUUCUUCGCCACCAUCUGCGGCGUCGGAGGAACUUUAACAGCCAUCGACAACCUCGGUCAGAUCGGAGCUUCGCUCGGAUACCCAAAACGGAGCAUUAGUACUUUCGUAUCGCUCGUUAGCAUAUGGAAUUACCUCGGCCGAGUAGUCGCCGGGUUCGUCUCAGAAAUCUUUCUAACCAAAUACAAGUUCCCUCGCCCCCUCAUGCUCACCUUCAUCCUCCUCCUCUCUUGCCUCGGUCACCUCCUCAUCGCCUUCAACGUCCCCAGCGGCCUCUACAUUGCAUCAAUCAUAAUCGGAUUCUGUUUCGGAGCUCAAUGGCCAUUGCUGUUCGCAAUCAUAUCAGAAGUAUUUGGACUCAAAUACUACUCCAGAUUAUACAAUUUUGGAUCAGUGGCGAGUCCAAUUGGAUUUUAUAUACUCAAUGUCAGAGUCACCGGACAUUUGUACGAUAAGGAAGCUGAACGACAGGGGGCGAUCAGGAAGGCCGGGCAGGGCUUGAAUUGUGUUGGGGUGGAUUGUUUUAAGCUUUCUUUCAUUAUUAUCACCGCGGUGACAGUGUUAGGAGCGCUUGUUUCGGUGCUUUUGGUAAUCAGGACUAGGAAGUUUUAUAGGAGUGAUAUUUAUAAGAAGUUUAGGGAGGAGGCGGAGAAGGAGAUGGCGGUGGCCGGAAAUGGGGCGGCCGGACCGGUGUCGGAGACGAAAGUGCGGUGAAGAUUGGUGGAUGUG